Messenger RNA from Pieris macdunnoughi, 420 nucleotides. The record is from the annotation of a GenBank genome assembly. Lineage: Eukaryota; Metazoa; Arthropoda; Insecta; Lepidoptera; Pieridae.
AUGAAUGAUCUUUGCAAGGAUCAAGGAGUAAGUUGUAAGGAAUUGGUUUACUCAGACGAACUCGAGGAAACUCGACGCUCUGUUAUAGAACCAAAUUCCCUCAGAGUACAUACAUCAAGACAUAAUGAAACACGGCGCUCGAAGGUUAUAUCUGGAGGCUUUUGUGAGAAUGAUCAUGGCGGGCCGUUAGUGGUGGGUUACGGUACUGGAGCCGUGGUGGUAGGAGUGAUAUCAGCCUGUCAGACUGCUAACAUCACACAGAAGUGCUAUGGACCCUACUUGUACACCAGCGUCUGGAAGAACAGACAUCUCAUACAAUGUGCUAUACAGAAGAAUAUAGAAUCGUCGUGUAAACUUCUAUUAAGAACGUCCAAAACACGUGAAACCGUCUUUAAUUGGAACCAGCAUCCAGAUGGGUAA